GUAUACCGGGCGAGGGAGAUAACAUCUUGCCACCAAUUUGCUGUAGAAGUUCAUCUCUCGACACUCAUCUCACGAAUGAGCCACCGCAGCUGAGCCUCACCGAUUUAUAUUAAUAACAGCACUAAUUUCUAUAAAUGUCAAGGUGUGUACAGUAGCCGUGUUCACAUUGAGGCUGCUGUUUGCACACCUCGGGGCGCGGGUUCACAUUCCAGGCAGUGUCUCGUGAUAUCAGUGACGAUAAUGAAAAUAUUUUAAGUAUUUUACUUCCUUCUUCACCGUCGCUAUAAGAGAAAGGUCCUGGUCCAGCGUCUCUCUGAGCCACACAGUGAGCGAUCCCAGCGAAGCCAUGAGUCAUGGCGAGCACGACUCCCAGUGAGAGUGCGGAUAGUGAGCUGCGCUGCUCCAUCUGCCUGGACACGUUCGUCUGCCCCUCCACGCUGAGCUGCGGACACUCGUUCUGCCUGCGGUGCCUGGAGGCCGCCUGGGAGACGGCGAGCAGCUUCAGCUGCCCGCAGUGCCGAGCGACCUUCCCUGUGCGACCCCAGCUGAGGAGGAGCGUGGCCCUCGCCAACCUGGCGGAACAGCUCAGAGUUGGAGUCGGGAUGGCCGCAGCUGUCAUGUGUGACAUCUGCGGUGAUGGCCACACUCCUGCAGUGAAGACCUGCCUGAGAUGUGAGAUGUCCUUCUGUGUGACGCACUUGAAGCGUCACGUGGAGAAUCCCAGGUUGAGAGAACACCUCCUGGUGGCUCCCAUCGCGAACCUGGAGGAGCGACGGUGCCGGGAGCACAGCAGGGAGCUAGAAUUCUACUGCACAGUAGACAGCAGGCUGGUCUGCUCAACUUGCACCAUCACAGGAAAACACACAGGACAUAAGGUCCUGACGCUGAAGGACGAGCACGAGACACGGAAGACGCGCGUAGGGGAGGAGACGCGAGCGGUGGAGGAGAAGAGGAAGGAGGCGGAGGAGUCCGUGAAGCGGAUGGAGGCCGCUCGCAAGGAGGCGCAGGUACCGUGUCCGGGCCGGGCUCUUUGAGCCCCGUCAUCUCCACUCAGUGUGGAAGUCGUGGAGGUCAAAAUUUAUUCAAGCGAACUUCGUGCAGCUUCAUAACUGUGAUACCUCUUAAUUAAAUCAUUCACUUUUGAACUCAACAUUAACUACAAGGGGGUUCCACAUUUACUGCAUUCGAUAACCGCAUUGGCGAGUCUGCCGCAAGGUCGGGUUACUCGGCAUUGCGUCUUCAACUCCUGUGGGAAAAAAAAGUGUCGAGAGUGUCACGGAUUGUCGGGGUGGAGCUGUGGUGCAGCUGUUGCACUGCACGGGAGGUCGCGCACCGGAACGGAAGCAGAGGCACGAACACCGCACAGCUGCACCUCACACCGUCCCUAAUCGCGUCACCGGAGUUUAUUUAAAAUACAACUAUUUUUAUUUUACCAGUUAAGGCCCCACUGAGCUGUGUAGAUUUUUUCAGAAGUGACCCUGGCUGUCACAAACAAUAGCAGCUCAGCAAAGUGGCUGGCAUCAUCAUCAUCACGUGAAAUAUAGCAGCAGACCCAUAGAGAUACAUAGAGACCCAUAGAUGUACAUUGGGACAAAUAGUGAUACAUAGGGACACU
Molecule: messenger RNA, 1615 nt
Organism: Petromyzon marinus (sea lamprey)
Lineage: Eukaryota; Metazoa; Chordata; Hyperoartia; Petromyzontiformes; Petromyzontidae
Product: E3 ubiquitin-protein ligase TRIM47-like
Molecular function (GO): zinc ion binding
Source: RefSeq, a predicted model, not a curated record